Messenger RNA from Culex pipiens pallens (northern house mosquito), 2035 nucleotides. RefSeq lists its product as uncharacterized. The coding region runs from base 206 to 2035 and encodes 609 amino acids. NCBI's taxonomy places the organism in Eukaryota, Metazoa, Arthropoda, Insecta, Diptera, Culicidae. The record is from RefSeq and is a predicted model, not a curated record. The transcript has 4 exons.
UGCGUAGCCGUAGCGUCACUCACAAACACAUUUCCCCGAAAAACUGACGACCUUCGAGGGACACCCCAAGUUGUUACGGUUGUAUAAAACGAAACUACGCGAAGGAAGUACCCCAUCAGUGCGAGGUACGAUUCCGGCGAAGAAACAGUUCCAAAGUGACCAGUGUGACCCAGCACGUGUUGAGUGUGUGUGAACCUGCCUUAGGAUGGCGGAUCACCGAGUGAUGUUCCUGACGGUGAUCAGUGCCACUAUGCUGGCCGGGUUGGCCCAGGCCAGCCUGGUGUACUACCCUCCGUUGGGGCCGGCGGACGUGCAGAACGUGCUGAGCCCGCUGAACCUGUGCGAACGGCUGUGCGGCCAGUGCGGAUGUCUUGGGCUGUUCGUGGCCGACGACGUGUGCCAGUGCAGUUGUGACGUGCGCGGGUGUGAUCCCGGGUAUACCAACUGUACCGUGGGGAUGCUGAAGGUCUGCGACGAAUCGCAGUUCGACUGUGAACUUCCCGAGGAACAGCAGCAGCUUUCGCAGCAGGAGUACGGGCUAAGAACACGUGACCCUCGGGGUCACAAGUGUAUGGAGUGCCACGAUGGUUGUGACCACCAUGAUCAUGACUGUGAUCACGGAGGGUACGGCGAGGACAAGGGUUGCCAUGACGGUUGCGGUGACAAGAAGUUCUUCUGCUGCAAGAAGCACAAGAAGCAUCGCAAAAAGUGCGGCAAGAAGAAGCACGGUCGGAAGAUCCACAUCAAGAUUAAAGGAAAGCUGCCCGACUGUUGCUACUUUAAUCAGCACCACGAUCAGGGCCAUUACGAGGAUUACCGAGCUCCGGAGCAGCCCCGAAUUCCAGAAGAGCCCGUGCCGGAGGAGAUCGAAGCGCCAACGGAGGCUCCGCCGAUCUACGAGCCCACUCCGGAGCCGGAGUGUGACAAAUCGGCUCCUCCCAAAGCCAAGUCCUACUCCGAGCCGGAAGCACCGUACGUAGAACCGGAAGGUCCAAGGAAGUGCUGCCAAUCCAGCAGUGACAUCCACUGUGACAACUGCCACAUCUACCACGGUGGUGAUCAGGGUCACGGGCAGGCAUCGUACGGCGAAGGACCUUCCGGCCAUUCCUCCGGCGGUGGGUCAUCUGGAUACUCCGACGGUGCAUCUUCCGGCUAUUCUGGUGGUGGUGGAUAUUCCGACUAUCCCGGUGGAGGUGCUCCAUACGCUGGACCACCAAUAGCAUACGGCCCACCAGUGUACAUCCCAACCUACUCCAACAACUACCGGAUGCCGGCUGAGAUCAAUCAUCCCCCGAUCCAGGAGGAGCCACGGCCAGCUGAGAUCAAGAAGGCACAAUCCAGCAAACCUGCUAGCUUCAGGAACGCAGAUUACGAGCAGUCCUACUCCGGCGGAGACGGCUACGGCGCCAGCGGCGGCCACGUCCUCGAGUACAGCCACCACAAGGUCACCAUCCCGAGCGAUCACCUGAAGCCGAUCAUCGAAAAGUUCCUCGACCACCCCCCUCCCUCAGCCCACCCGAUCGACCUCACCAUCUACAACCAGGUCGUCAACCAGCAGCUGUACGACGACGUCAAAGCAUCCAGCUACGGCACCGACUCGUUCCAACCCCCUAAACAACCCUCCCGGGACUACUACGAGCCCCCCUCCUACGAGAACUCCGCCCAAACCUUCCCCCUGAACACCCCAUCGUACGCCCCCAAGAACUACCUCCCCGUAGCUCCACCCUCCGGAGCCUACAUCGCGCCAAGCUACCCACCCCAACCCUUUUACUACUCCGGUCCGGAUUCCGGCCCACAGGUGCAGGAAGCGUCGGCGGGGUACUCAACAAACGCCUAUGAAGACGCCGUCGGAGCCAAGUAUCGAUCGGCGAUGGCCGCGGCCUCCUCGGAACAACCGAGCCAGAUGCAGAUGAACGCGUGGAAGGCAGCGGCGGCGGCGUCUGCGACUGGACGGAGUGCGUUCCGGAUGCAGGAAGCUUCAAGUGGUGGUGGUGCGGGUUGUCAACAGGGACAGGGACGGUUUUAUAAGAAAUAA